Molecule: messenger RNA, 1671 nt
Organism: Hemibagrus wyckioides
Lineage: Eukaryota; Metazoa; Chordata; Actinopteri; Siluriformes; Bagridae
Gene: snx20
Product: sorting nexin 20
Exons: 3
Coding region: 490-1398 (302 amino acids)
Biological process (GO): protein transport
Cellular component (GO): early endosome membrane
Molecular function (GO): phosphatidylinositol phosphate binding
Source: RefSeq, a predicted model, not a curated record
GUUCAGCAGGUUAUUUUACAUUACUGGCUCUUACUGCUCAAAAUCUGAAGAAAUAGUUCAGUAGGUUUAUUCCCAACACCACAGUGUUUACAGUAGAUUUAAACUGAUUUCACUGAGGUGUUAAAAACUCAACGUGUUUCAACUCCAGCUCUUCACACAGGUAACUGAGUUUCUUUACACUGUUUUAUUUUUGUUGAACUACUACAGGGAAGAGAGAUCUGUAAAUUUCCAUUGUGUUUUCAGCAUGAUAAGUCCAGAUCAGGUCACUUCCUCCACCUCCAUCAAUUACAACCUGAGAACAAAGAAGUGCUUCAUGUUACUGCAUUUUCAUACACACCUCUGAAAUGUGUUUAUCUCAGCGCUGUAGGUGGAAUUCCUCUCAGUGGAGUAUGUGAAUAUAUUUACAGCAGAACCAUGUAUACUGUUUAAUGUAUAAUGUGUCAGGAAAGUUUACCAGAAGGGAAGAGGAGAUAAGGAAAUGUUGUGGAGAUGGAUUCUGACUCUCAGCUACUGGACUUGAGGACUGAUCAUGAAAACACACAUCCUUUUAAUGCCGAGCAAGUGGACGAGACGUCGUUCGGUACAGCGGCAGGGGUCAGUGCCUCCUGUCUCACUACAGCAGAGCUUCAGCAGCACUGGAGGGCAGUGAAACGAGAGGUCAGGGCUGUUAAACUGCUGUUUCAGAUCCCGUCCACCCGUACUAUAGAACACACAACGUCCAGAUAUGUGGUGUAUCAGAUAAUAGUGAUCAGGUCGGGGAGUUACGAUUGUAAGCACGUGGCCAUCGAGCGCCGCUACUCCGAGUUCCUCCACUUGCACUACGAGCUCCUUCAGGACUUCAGUGAGGAACUUGAGGAUGUCACCUUGCCCAAAAAGAGACUGACGGGCAACUUCUCCAAGGAGAACAUCAAUGAACGGCGCGUGACUCUCUGCGACUACCUGACCCAGCUGUACUCUCGGAGCUACAUCCGCCGCUCGCCUGCGUUUAUAGCCUUCUUCACUCACGCCGAGCUGAAGACGGCCUACCAUCUGCUGCGUGGAGGUCGCUAUUCUCAUGCCCUCGAGGUCCUGCAGAAUGCUCUAGUGCUCCAGGAGAAACUGUCUUCUCAUGAUCCGUCCUUGCUCGUGCCGACUCUGUGUGCACUGCUGGUAUGCCAGCGGGAUCUGGAGGAUUUCCACGCAGCUUUCCAGACCGGAAACAGGGCGCUGCCAGGAGUCAGGCGCUACGGACUGCGCAGGUAUCGUACCCCGCUGCUGGAGGCCAUGGUGGAUCUGGGCUAUAAAUUACAGCACCCUGUGGCUCAGUUACAAGAGGAGCUGAUCAGAGUUCAACACUCACCACACGCACUCCACACACAGAUGUCUCUGAAACAACUUGUGGUGCAAGAGUUUACAUAAACCAGGGAUCCUCAAAUCUGGCCCACAAGAUCCACAUUCCUGCAGAGUUUAGCUCUAACCUUAAUCAAACACACCUGAGCAUGCUAAUCAGUGUCAUCAGGAAUAUUAGAACAUCACAGGUAGAGGAGUUGGAUCAGGGUUGGAGCUAAACUCUGCACGGCAUUGGCCCUCCAGAGCAAAAUUUGAGUAACUCUGACAUAAACCAUACUUCUUGAAACGUCUAUGUCCACAACAAUGAGCAGAACUUUAUUAAAAUGUCUUCAACAUACCGGA